CGAUGAUCUCUUACAUGUUGUUUACAUUAAUACCAGUAAUUUUAGACACAGUAAUGCCAUUAAAUGAGACACGUUCACCACGUUUGGCGAUAGAAUUAGAUUAUUACUUUUUUGACAAACAUGAUUAUUAUUUGUGGACAACUAUUCACUUGUGUAUUACGGCAAUGUAUGGUGUAGUGUCAGUAAUAAGCACCGAUAUACUGCUUUUUACCUUCACUUUACAUGCUUGUGGGAUGUUUAAAGUUUUAAGAUAUAAAUUAAAAGUAAUUAUGAUUCAAGAAGACACAGCAAAAUUGUUGAUUAAUACAUCCGUAAUGUAUAGGAAGGCUGCCUCUUGUGUGGAAAUACACAAUAGAAUUCUUAUGUUCGUUAAUUAA
Leptopilina boulardi is the source of this 377-nucleotide messenger RNA. RefSeq lists its product as uncharacterized. Gene Ontology annotation, cellular component: membrane. Gene Ontology annotation, molecular function: odorant binding; olfactory receptor activity. Lineage: Eukaryota; Metazoa; Arthropoda; Insecta; Hymenoptera; Figitidae. Bases 3 to 377 code for a protein of 124 amino acids. The transcript has 3 exons. The record is from RefSeq and is a predicted model, not a curated record. Gene Ontology annotation, biological process: sensory perception of smell.